Acaulospora colombiana is the source of this 399-nucleotide messenger RNA. The record is from the annotation of a GenBank genome assembly. NCBI's taxonomy places the organism in Eukaryota, Fungi, Glomeromycota, Glomeromycetes, Diversisporales, Acaulosporaceae.
GUCGACUUUACGCAUGCUGUGGUCGUGGGCGAUAGAGCAGAGUAUCUGUUCCGAGAAGACCUGAGAGAUUUGGGACUCUUGAUCUCUCAAGCACUGGAUGAUGUACCCAUGGCGCUUACGAUCCCGCCCACCCAACAGAACGUACCCGAAUUAGCGGAUUUGAUCGUACAAAUGGUCGAUACGGAAACAGAUGGAGAGGAGAGGGGCGGAUGGGUUCCAGGGAUCGUACCGCAUACCGGGGGUGUGGAGGUACUGGAGCAAGUUGAGUUCUCGACUGCUUUGGAUGCGCUUGACCAUGACUUUUGUGGGACACGAGGGGUCUCGUGCAUUCACAGGCCGGAAGAACAACUACCCCAAUUAGCAUCCAAAUUUUACCCUAUGAUAGAUGGACCUACUUGA